AUGGCCGCAACUGAGACUAAAGAGGCGAUUCAAGAGGCCCUCCUCCAAAAAGCGCGUCACUUUGGGUUCCUACGAAUAUAUGACUAUGACGUGAACAUGCCCUUGUUGCUCAAUCCGCCUGAGUCACCUCUGCCAUGCCGUGAGACCCCAGAUGAGUUCGAAGCCAUCAACUCGAGUUUCUCAGCCCGAAUCCACAACCUCUUCAACGCGCUCCACGACUUUGAGACAUCCAGGGACGGUGACGCUUUCAUCCGCGCGGAUGGGCUGCAGCCCGCCAUUCGCAUCAUCAACCAGUCUUUCGACAUCUACCCAUCCAAGUCCUGCCUGCACCGCAACUUUCACUCGCGCCGCCUCUUCCUGCGUGACGACCACGACGAGGAUCACCCGGCCACCUCGCUGCCCCAGCUUUUGCGUGUCACUAAGCUCCGACUUCUUCCCCGGGAAGAUUAUGCCAGCGCCGUGGAGUACGCGAACGCGCGCCCUGUCUCACCCCGCCUGCCACUGCAGCUCGCGACCCGCUGCCCGAACCUGCGCGAGCUCGACUGUCCCUGGCUCUGGGAGCGCACCCCAGCCGUUUUGCGGGUGCGCUUGAUGCGCGAUUUCACCCGGCCGUGGGAAGGGCCGUGGCGGGACGCGCGCCACGAGUUUGGCCGUGCGGUGCGAGAGUUGAGCGAGCAGCUGCCCGCUUCGCUGCGCAAGGCGCGCUUGUGGUUCUGGAAGCCGAGUGCUUUGUACAUGGAGGACGACCAGAGUAUGCCCAUGCCGGAUCUGGUCCGGCCGGAGAGCGCGGAUCCCCUGUCGCUCGGCCUGCGGGAGCUGGCGUCGCACUUGGAGGAGUUUGACUUGCGCGCGUUCGUAACGCCGGAUCUGUUCCGGGCGCCGGUGGCGUGGCCACGCAUGAAACGGCUGCGCGUCGAGUUUCAUCCAUGGUGCCCUGACGGGACUUGGUAUUUUGUUGGACCUGGCGGGCAAAAUAUCGAACCCGAGGGUGGCUAUGAGGUCACGGAUGAGCAUUAUCCGCCCGAGGCGCCGAACGAGCUGGACGACGAAAUGGAUGAGGGGUAUGUCGAGAUUGAAGGAACCGACGAGGAAGCAGAAUAUGCUACGAACAUGUUCCGCACGGAACCUCUCUCGUCGAAAAUUGACCCUCUCUUGUUCGCGUUCGCUGAGACGCUAAAGCGCAUGCCUGCGUUGGAAGAGGCAGAGUUAUUCGUGUACCUUGCCUGGCAGCCUUCUGAAGAAAAGCGAGAUAUGUGCGAAAGCGCUGACGAGCUACUGUUCAACAUGGACCGCGCAAUUUACAGAUGGGGUGUCAGUUAUGCCCCAGGCAUAGAUGGUGGCAAAGAUAUCGUGACGUGGCAAGUCGGCGCAUGGAGGCCCCAGGAAAACGUCAUGCGGGCAUUCUCGUCUUUGGAUGGGGGAAAUGGCGAAGACAUCAUUAUUUGGAAGCCCCUCAAGUUCCUGGAUCAGAGAAUUGACCUAAAUUAA
This is a messenger RNA of Diaporthe amygdali, 1488 nucleotides long. RefSeq lists its product as uncharacterized. The record is from RefSeq and is a predicted model, not a curated record. The transcript has a single exon. Lineage: Eukaryota; Fungi; Ascomycota; Sordariomycetes; Diaporthales; Diaporthaceae. The coding region runs from base 1 to 1488 and encodes 495 amino acids.